Molecule: messenger RNA, 495 nt
Organism: Apodemus sylvaticus (European woodmouse)
Lineage: Eukaryota; Metazoa; Chordata; Mammalia; Rodentia; Muridae
Product: keratin-associated protein 4-3-like
Exons: 2
Coding region: 1-495 (164 amino acids)
Cellular component (GO): keratin filament
Source: RefSeq, a predicted model, not a curated record
AUGGUCAGCUCCUGUCAUGCCUCUGACUGCUCUGAGCAGGGCUGUGGCCAAGGCUGCUGCCAGGAGAGAGGCUGCCAGACCACCUGCUGUAGGACCACCUGCUGCCACUACUGCCACCCCAGCUGCUGUGUGUCCAGCUGUUGUUGUCCCAGCUGCUGUGUGUCCAGCUGUUGUUGUCCCAGCUUCUGUGUGUCCAGCUGUUGUUGUCCCAGCUGCUGUGUAUCCAGCUGUUGCCGCCCCAGAUGCUGUGUGUCCAGCUGUUGCUGCUCCAGCUGCUGUGUGUCCAGCUGUUGCUGUCCCAGCUGCUGUGUGUCCAGCUGUUGCUGCCUCAACUGCUGUGUGUCCAGCUGUUGCUGCUCCAGUUGCUGUGUAUCUAGCUGUUGCUGCCCCAGUUGCUGUGUGUCCAGCGGCUGUGUGUCCAGCUACUGUAAAUCUAGCUGCUACCAUCCUGUCCCUUUCCAGAUCACCUGUUGUCACCCACUCUUUUGUGGAUAA